UUAGAGACGGUCUCGGCUGCUACGCGUUUCUCUUCGGAUCACGUGUCAAAUGGCGCACUUGACAAUCUGACACAGAAAUCACUUUGUCGCUCCGUUUUUCUUCGCGUCCCCUUUGCUUUUCCACCCUCUCCGCCUUUUCACUCUUACUUUCGGACACUCGCUUUGGGGCACAACACCGCCGGAGUGUUUUUCAGCUGCUUGAAAAAAGUUUUCGCCAAAAGGCCCAUAUGCUCGCCAGAUCAGCGAGGGAGUGGAGAGUGGGCGUGUCCUUUCGGCGAAGUGGGCGUGACCGGGCGUGAUUGACGCUGUUCACAUCCAAUUGAGUUUCAGUAUCAGCGCUGCGUGGAAUAAGUAGCUGCUGCCAGCGGGGGUUCUGCCUGAGAUCUUACCUGCUCCAACAAGAAAACUUCAUCUGUAGUUGUCAUGGCGACUCCAGGGUUUGCAGAAGACCUACAACCCUCCCAGCCCCAAGGGGGUAGCAUAACCACAGCCAAAGCUGUCCAGCAGAAAGCCACGCCCGCUGCCACAUCCCAAUUCCUCCCAGAGAUACAGAGCCCUUCAAGCUCCACCCCUUCGCAGACAGUCCCCACCGCUAGAGCUAGUCAGGUCACGCCCCCGGUGAGCCAGAAGAAGACGGUUUUGGCAAUACCUUCUCAAGUAACCGUGGCAGCAGGGCCUUAUGUUGCCUCGGAGAUUCAGAGCUCCGCAUCCCAGUCCAGCAACGGACAGAGCACGCCACAGUACAUAGUGGUCACUGUUACUGAAGGGUCUCUCCAUUCUAAUGAUUCCGUGUCAGACUCCAGUCCACCUCCUACUGUCCAGACAGGUGUGCCCACUCAUGUAGUGCAGCAGGUGCAGACCGCGCAGCAGAGGUCAGUGGUGCAGACCACAGUGAAAAGCCAGACCAGCCAGCUGGGGGUUGCCAACCUGCACAUCACUCCUGAGAUCUCUCAGGUCGGACAGCAUGUGUACCCCAGCCAGGUUCAGUACGUGGAAGGUGAUGGCAACUACAACAACACAGCCAUACGUUCCAGUACUUAUCCUUACACAGACUCCACCCUCUACACUCAGGCCACACCUUCUGGCACGUACUAUGAAGCCCCGCCCACGUCCACCUCCCAGGUCCCCACCCCUGUGACCUCUCAGCCGGUUUCUGUGACUACAGGGUCAGGCAGUGGAGCAGCACCCAUGUUCUCUGGAGGUGGUACGGGGGUAACCGUGGUGACAGGUGGCUCAUCCUCCAGUGGUGCGGGCGGAACUGGGGGCGGGACCAGUGGAGGAGGGGCUGGGAGUUAUGUUGUUCCGGGGGGAUACAUGCUGAGUGGAGGAAGCCAGAAUUACUCCCCUACCCCACGUGCCUCACCUGCUACUUUGCAGUGGUUGUUUGAUAAUUAUGAAACGGCUGAAGGAGUCAGUCUUCCUCGCUGCACUCUGUACUGUCACUACCUGCUGCACUGUCAGGAGGCCAAGCUGGAGCCCGUUAACGCAGCAUCUUUCGGCAAGCUCAUCCGAUCUGUCUUCAUGGGCUUACGCACUAGACGCCUGGGGACCAGAGGGAACUCCAAGUACCACUACUAUGGGCUUCGGAUCAAGAGCAGCUCCCCCCUGCACAGGCUAAUGGAGGACCAGCAGUACCUGGCCAUGAGACAGCAGCCCUUCUCCCAUAAGCACAAAUUAAAGCCAGUGCAGAAAGUUGAAGGAAUGACCAACGGCAUGGCAAUGGGGGUUGGCUCAGGACAGGGGGCGGGGCUGGUUGACAUCAGCUCUCAAGUUCAGCACUAUCAGCAGUUUUUAGAGGCAUCCCGUUCUCUGCCAGAAUUUCCAGAUAUUGAUCUCCAAGGGAAGCCUCUGCCAGAUGGAAUUCUUCCAGAGCACAUUCGGGCGUUCCAGCAGCUGUACAGAGAACACUGCGAGGCUAUAGUGGAUGUGAUGGUGAACCUGCAGUUUACUCUGGUAGAGACUCUGUGGAAGAGCUUCUGGAGAUUUACUGAGGGCCCAAACAAUGACAUGGAUAUGGAUCUUCAUGGGGAAUCAGAGAAACGGUUGCCGAAGGUGUGUUUGGUGCUGCUGUGUAAAUAUGAGCCUGUUUUGCGCUGGAGCCGCAACUGUGACAACACCCUCUACCAAACUCUAGUGGAAAUCCUAAUUCCUGAUGUCCUCAGACCCAUACCCAGUGCCUUAACCCAAGCUAUCCGAAACUGUGCUAAGAGCUUAGAGAAUUGGCUCACCAGCGCCAUGAUGAUCAUACCAGAGGAGAUGGUCCGAAUCAAGGUUGUGUGUGCAGGAGCAUUUGCACAGACUCUGCGCAGAUACACUUCUCUGAAUCACCUGGCCCAGGCUGCCCGAGCUGUGCUGCAGAACUCAGCCCAAAUCACCCAGAUGCUCAAUGACCUCAACAGAGUGGACUUCACUAACGUACAGGAGCAGGCAUCGUGGGUGUGCGUGUGUGAUGAGCGGAUGGUGCAGCAGAUUGAGCAGGACUUUAAGAUGACCCUGCAGCAGCAGAAGUCUUUGGAGCAGUGGGCAGCUUGGCUGGAUGGAGUCGUCUCCCAGGUCCUAAAGCCCUACAGCUCUAGUCCAGGAUUUCCCAAAGCUGCCAAACUCUUUCUGCUUAAGUGGAGCUUCUACAGCUCUAUGGUGAUCAGGGAUCUGACCCUGCGCAGUGCAGCCAGUUUCGGCUCUUUCCAUCUCAUCCGCCUGCUCUAUGAUGAGUACAUGUAUUACCUGGUGGAACACAGGGUGGCCCAGGCCAAAGGAGAAACGCCUAUCGCUGUAAUGGGAGAGCUUUCCAGCCUGAGUCGGAAUAUGGAUGCAUCAGACGUAGAGAAAGAAGAGGAGGAAGAGGAGGAGGACGAGAGCGACGAAGAUCAGAUGUGCGUUAUGGCCGACUCGGCUGCUGUGGCGGAGGAGUCUCUGGAGCCGCCCACCAAACUGGCCAGAACGGACCCCUUCAACAGCGCACACAACUAAAGCACACAUUCAGCUCCGCACACGACCAUCACACACAAACACACACAUUUACAUCUCUAACCCACUUAUACAGACAGAACUAACACACACACAUGGCUUUUUUAUUAGGUAUUCUUAGUGCCAUGCAGUCAUCUGCCUUAUCCUUUACCAAACUACUCUAUUGCCUCUAUACGAUAGUGUAAUGUAUUGAUGUUUAAUGCCUUAAAUUGAUUUCAGUGAUAAUGCCUUAAGUAUACACAUAGCCCAUUUGUGUGAUAGCGUUUACAGUAUAAAUAUUAUACAUAGAGAGUGACUGUGUAUGUCAGGGUGUGUUUAUGUUUGCGUAUGGGCAAAGAAGCACUUUUCACUGUCAGAAACAACAGGCAGAAAAUGUAAAAGUGAGGCAAGACGCUAAACAGAAACAGCGUCACUCCCACUGUAACAUUUCUGACUGGAAAAGAAAUCAGAUUUUAAUCAGAUGAGUCACACAACCAAGUCAUGCUAACUAAGAUACUGUAAUGGUCACUGUGCACUUAGCAGGCUGUCAUCCAGCUCAUGCGGCCAUCACAGUCAUCUGCUCUUUGUGGUUCGGUGGAGAAAUGGUGCACCGAGGCGCUUGUGCUUUAUGGCUUAUUGUAAACACAAGCUUUGCUCAUACAGUUGGAUAAAAAGUUUGAAGUCCCCAUAUGAAAUGGCAUGUUUUGUUAAUUUUCUAAGUAAAAAAUGUUGGGAAAUUUUAUUGCAGUUAAAAAAAACCAAAACAAAACAAACGUGUACAUUCAAAGUGGAAAUAAACACUGCUUGUUUAUUUCCUUGUUGGAAGUGUUAAAGCUGGAGCUACAAGUUCGGAUAAGCCCCUUUUUUGUUUGGUGUCUUGGCUCCACCCUGAUGGGCUGACCUGCAGAUCGAAGCCUGAAACCGAAAGCAGCUGAAAGCAGCUGAAAGCAGCUCGCUUCCUUUUCUGUUGUUGUGCUUUUCUCUAGAUUUUAUUUUCUGUUUCUCAAAGCGGAAUAAGACAUUUUAGUCCCUUUUAUAUCUUCUGCUGUUUCUGACAAUGAAAACGAGAAAUGCCUUGUUUUUUUCCCCAUUCCCCAUGUUUGGAUUUUGAAACGAGAAUCAGAACCUCCCCCCCAUUUUUUUCAAUUUCUGCUUUCAUUUUUUUUUCAUUUCUGUCACUGGAAUGAAAAUAAAAUGAGCAAAAAUGAGCACCAGUGAUGAUGAUGGUGAUUUUCCUGAAUAACAGGAAAAAGGAAUAGCAAAAAUAAAUAA
Pygocentrus nattereri (red-bellied piranha) is the source of this 4218-nucleotide messenger RNA. RefSeq names its product regulatory factor X, 1b (influences HLA class II expression) (gene rfx1b). Gene Ontology annotation, molecular function: DNA-binding transcription factor activity, RNA polymerase II-specific; RNA polymerase II cis-regulatory region sequence-specific DNA binding. NCBI's taxonomy places the organism in Eukaryota, Metazoa, Chordata, Actinopteri, Characiformes, Serrasalmidae. The record is from RefSeq and is a predicted model, not a curated record. Gene Ontology annotation, cellular component: nucleus. Gene Ontology annotation, biological process: regulation of transcription by RNA polymerase II. The coding region runs from base 424 to 2970 and encodes 848 amino acids. The transcript is spliced from 18 exons.